Messenger RNA from Alnus glutinosa, 1068 nucleotides. RefSeq lists its product as uncharacterized. The record is from RefSeq and is a predicted model, not a curated record. Gene Ontology annotation, molecular function: sequence-specific DNA binding; DNA-binding transcription factor activity. The coding region runs from base 1 to 1068 and encodes 355 amino acids. Gene Ontology annotation, biological process: regulation of DNA-templated transcription. The transcript has 5 exons. Lineage: Eukaryota; Viridiplantae; Streptophyta; Magnoliopsida; Fagales; Betulaceae.
AUGACCCCAAAAUGGGAUUUAAAAGUUCAUGAGGUUGCUCAGAAUAGUUUUAGACAUGCCUAUCACCUUUUGAGUUGUAUUUCUAGUCAAAAUCACAAGACAAGCAUUGAGGAAGUAAGCCUGAUUGCUCAAGAUGCAGAAAAUGAGUUCAGAAAACUGGUCACACUCCUUGAUUCACCCACGCCAUUUCCGACCGGAUUCACAACUACGGCAUUCGAUAAUUUGGCACUUGCUUCUGUACUCCGUAUGAUUCCCGGCUGCUACAGGGGCAACGGGGAUAAAUAUCUCCCUAACAAUGUCGAUGGAAUAAUAUCAUCAGAUUAUAGGAGGAUCAGGAAGGGUCCCUUUCCAGAUUCCCAUGAUAUAAACCUGGUUGAACUCAUGGAUAGUCCGAAUUCUUUUCCCCAAGGAUUCUCAUGCAAUCCGACUGGACCCUGCAUAGUAAGAGAGUUAUUUCCCCUUCUGCAAGUUAAUAAGUCAGCUACUGCUUUGAUCCGGAGCGACAAUUUCAGCUUGUGUAGGGAUAAACAGAAUCGGGCAUUACAGCAAUAUUACUUUGUACCCAAUAUUGUUGCUAAUAAGUCUAGCACGAGUUUGAUCAGUAUGGACGGAAGUGGCAUCGACAAGCAGAAAAUUUGCUACUCAUCAUCAUCAAAAGUUUUGGGUUCUAGGAAUGAAUCCUCCAUGUUAUCUUCCAAGAGAAGUUGUGGGGUGAAAAGUGAAGCCAGUACAAGAUGCGAAGCCUCAACUAGUGGAUGUCAUUGCUCAAAGCGAAGGAAACUGAGAAUAAAGAGAACAAUCACAGUUCCAGCUAUGAGUAAUGAACUAGCAGAUAUACCUCCUGAUGACUACUCAUGGAGGAAAUACGGGCAGAAGCCCAUAAAGGGAUCUCCACAUCCUAGGAGCUACUACAAAUGCAGCAGCGUGAGGGGCUGCCCUGCAAGAAAGCACGUGGAACGGUGUUCAGAGGAUCCUACCAUGUUAUUCGUCACAUAUGAAGGGGACCACAACCACUCCAUAAUUGCAUAUCAAACACCCAACCUAAUGAUUCAGCUCCAUCAUCUGUAG